AGGUUACCAAAUGAGAAAAUUAAAUGAGCGCUUAACCGGAGGAUUGAUUGUGAAAAAUUUACUUCUCUUUGUUUUAUUGAUUGUCACCUAAUUGUUGAUUAUUUUCUUAAUUAUUUAAUAUUUUAAAUUCUAUUGAGUUGUUCAUUUUAACAUAAAAUGGAGGUCGAAGAACGAGUUAUCAAUGAAGAAUAUAAAAUCUGGAAGAAAAAUACUCCAUUUCUUUAUGAUCUUGUAAUGACACAUGCUUUGGAAUGGCCAAGUUUAACUGCUCAAUGGUUACCUGAUGUUACAAGGCCUGAAGGAAAAGAUUAUUCAAUUCACCGGUUGAUUCUUGGUACACAUACUUCCGAUGAACAGAAUCAUCUUUUGAUUGCCAGUGUUCAAUUACCAAAUGAAGAUACAAAUUUUGAUGCUUCUCAUUAUGAUAGUGAGAAAGGAGAGUUUGGUGGUUUUGGAUCUGUAAGCGGUAAAAUUGAAAUAGAAAUUAAAAUAAAUCAUGAAGGAGAGGUUAAUAGAGCUCGAUUCAUGCCUCAAAAUCCAUGUAUCAUUGCGACAAAAACACCAUCGAGUGAUGUCUUAGUCUUUGAUUAUACUAAACAUCCAUCUAGACCUGAUGCCAACACUGAAUGUUCACCAGACUUGAGGUUGAAAGGUCAUCAAAAGGAAGGUUAUGGCUUAUCAUGGAAUCCACAUGUAAAUGGACAUUUACUAAGUGCUUCUGAUGACCAUACAACUUGUCUCUGGGACAUUAACCAUCCACCUCGAGAAGCUAAAAAUGUCUAUGCUAAGACAGUAUUCACUGGACAUACAGCGGUUGUCGAAGAUGUUGCAUGGCACUUGUUACAUGAUAGUCUAUUUGGCUCAGUUGCUGAUGAUCAAAAACUAAUGAUUUGGGAUACAAGAAGUAACAAUACUUCAAAGCCAAAUCAUAUUGUCGAUGCUCAUGCUGCUGAGGUUAACUGUUUAUCCUUUAAUCCUUACAGUGAAUUUAUUUUAGCCACUGGGUCAGCUGAUAAGACUGUCGCUCUUUGGGACUUACGUAAUUUGAAAUUAAAAUUACACACAUUUGAAUCACAUAAAGAUGAAAUUUUCCAAGUUCAAUGGUCACCACAUAAUGAGACAAUUUUAGCAUCAUCAGGAACAGAUAGAAGACUUCAUGUAUGGGAUCUUAGUAAAAUAGGAGAGGAACAAUCAGCCGAAGAUGCAGAAGAUGGUCCACCAGAAUUACUGUUCAUUCAUGGAGGACACACAGCUAAGAUUUCAGAUUUCUCAUGGAAUCCAAAUGAACCUUGGGUUAUAUGUUCAGUCUCGGAAGAUAAUAUCAUGCAAGUUUGGCAAAUGGCGGAAAAUAUUUACAAUGAUGAGGAGCCAGAGACUCCAGCCUCAGAACUCGAACCCACCGGCCUAUGAAUUCCCACAAACGGACACACAGUAACCCUACGCAACAAGUUAACUCACAAUAUAAAAACUUCGUUAUACAUAAGGAUCAAUUUUCUCACCCACCACAACUCACUAAGGAACACGAAGGAUCACCAUUUUAAUCACAUCAAAUAUAUUCAGUAAAAUCUUCAUUUUCGGUUGAAACAAAAGUCAUACGAAAGUCCAUCCAUAUCCUUAUGAGUCCUCCAGAACAAAACUAAACAACCAAUCAUAUUUCAUUUUUGUAUUUCUCCUCUUCUUCAAAUUUAUCCCCAACCUUAAAUCUUAACAAUGGAUCCGAUAAUAAAAUUACUUUCCAUAUGGUUUACCAAUAA
Panonychus citri (citrus red mite) is the source of this 1754-nucleotide messenger RNA. RefSeq names its product histone-binding protein RBBP4. Gene Ontology annotation, cellular component: nucleus; ESC/E(Z) complex; NuRD complex. Gene Ontology annotation, molecular function: histone binding. Bases 157 to 1410 code for a protein of 417 amino acids. Lineage: Eukaryota; Metazoa; Arthropoda; Arachnida; Trombidiformes; Tetranychidae. Gene Ontology annotation, biological process: regulation of gene expression. The record is from RefSeq and is a predicted model, not a curated record. The transcript is spliced from 6 exons.